Messenger RNA from Schistosoma spindalis, 4555 nucleotides. The record is from the annotation of a GenBank genome assembly. Lineage: Eukaryota; Metazoa; Platyhelminthes; Trematoda; Strigeidida; Schistosomatidae.
AACUAGUUCAUUUAUCAGCUCAGUAUCAUUAUUCGAGUAAAUAAAAAAAAACCAGAUCAAAAUAACUAAACAUAAGUGAUUUUGAUUGGUGUUGCUGUUGUUGCUGUUGCUAUUAUUAGUAUUAUCAUUAUUUCACUCUAUUGGAAAUUUUUCUUUAUUUUUAUUUUCAUCAUUUCAAAUUAUUUCUUACAAUCUAUUGAUGAAUAUAUCUGCUCAGUUAUCGUAUUCAAUAAUAAUCACAUUUUAAGAACAUCUAAUUUAUUAUUAUGACGUUAAUAAGACCAUUUAUCAUUUAUCAAUGAAUAUUGUGAAUUGUUUCAUGAGGAAUUACGGAGUGAAUUGACCAUCUUAUAUCCUGAAUCAUGAUGACAUUGGAUACCUGGAAAUAUUCUUUGCUGUUUCUAUUGACAACUAUCUUCUGCAAUACAUUAAUCUCAGCAUUAUUUUAUCAUGAACAUGUAAUACCAUCAUCAGAGAAACGUUUAAUUAAACAAUUAAUUGAUAAUUAUGAAAAAGCUGGCAAAAUUGGACGUCCAGUUAAAAAUACUAAAGAUCGUGUAGUUGUUGGUUAUGGAUUGUCAUUAUUUCAAUUAUUAGAUUUAGAUGAGAAAAAUCAAAUUUUAACAAUAAAUGUUUGGGCAAAAUAUACAUGGAUUGACCAAUUACUUCGUUGGGAUCCAGCUAAUUAUUCAAAUAUACGUGAAGUACGAAUUCCACCAAGUGUGAUAUGGACACCAGACAUUGUACUUUAUAAUUAUGCUGAUGAACGUUUAAAAGAGAAACGUGAUGUUAUGUUGAACGUUGAUUAUAUGGGUCGAGUAUUUUGGAGUCCACCAGCUAUAUUUAAAUCAAAUUGUCCAAUUGAUAUAAAGAAUUUUCCAUUCGAUUAUCAACAUUGUUUCUUAAAAUUUGCGUCAUGGACAUAUAACAGUGAACAAUUAGAUUUACAAUUUUUAGACAAUCGUACUGAAGUUGAUAUAGAUCAGUAUACAUCAAGUAAUGAAUGGUCACUUGUGGCUAGACCAGCAUAUCGAUUUGUUAUGUUAUCUGAUGAAUGCGGUAAAGAAAUACCAGAUUUAACAUUUUUCUUAUUCUUAAAACGUAAUCCUGCUUUCUAUGGAUAUUUAUUAGUUUUUCCAUGUGUAUUGCUAAGUGUGAUUACAACAGUGAUAUUUUGGUUGCCUCCACAAAUUCCAGCUAAAAUGAUUCUUAGUAUGAAUAUAUUUGUGGCUUUUUCGUUGUUAUUAAAAAUACUUGCUGUUUCUACACCAUCGGCUUCAACAAUAGUACCUUAUUUGGGUUACUUUUAUUGUUUAAAUAUGACAUUACUUAGUUUGUCAACAUUUGCUUCGACAAUUGUUGUACAUUUACACUUUCAACGAGUAAAAUCAAAACACGUACCACCAUGGCUUAUAAAGGUGGUUAGAUUUUUCGCUACACUGUUACAUGUUUCGAAAUUGGAACCACCUGUAGUGGCAGAUACCAAUCAAAAAUUGAGUGUUGUUGAAGCGCAAAUUAAAAAUGCCAAGAUGAAACAAAGUAUAAAAUCGGAAAAUCUACUUGAUACGUGGUCAUCGAAUCAGCAGUUACCACCAUCUAAUCCGCAGUCAAAUUUGAUCCAUUCUGCUGGUGUAGAAACACAAUGGGAUUACAGUAAGAUUUCAUCUCCUGAAGAGUAUCUUUUAAAUCCUAACGAAUUAUCUGCUCUACAAAAGCAACAACUUUCAAUGCUCUCAGAUGGUUCACGAAUAUCUUAUUCCACUGGUGUGAAUGGCUGCCAGUUUUCAAGUCAUUACUAUCCGAAUCAAAACUAUCUACAACAAAAGGGUAUUCCAUGGGGCGAUUAUGCUAUGAAUCAGCCAAAUGAAUCUGGAACAGCUAAGAUACAUGAUAAAUUGCUUAAAAAAUUCCUACAAUCUAAACAACAAUCAAGAAGAUCUACAAUUCAACUUGAGUUCAAUUUGGGUGACUUAUGCAAUGCAUUAAAACAACUGAUGCUGAAAAUAGCUAAAAAAGAUGAAAUAGCUCAACGUGAUCGCGAAUGGCGGUUAGUUCUAAUGACGAUUGAUCGUUUGUUUUGUUGGUUCUACUCCAUUGUAGUCAUUGUCGCAGGAGUGUACUUAUUGUUCCCAAGAGGGCGUUCGCAUACAGUCAACGAAAUUAUAGCGAUGCAUCAAGAAGCCUACGAUAUACGGAAUCAAGCUGUUGCAAAGCAGUGUAUGAUGGGAUACUCCAAAACAAUAUAACACUUUGGGUGGAACCUCAGUACUUAACCUUCUCAUUGAGACCAUCUGAUUUUUUUCACCUUGUUGUCUUGUUAUUUUUAGCUCGUAAUCGCUUACCUUGAUAUCAAUCGCUCGGUAUUUUAUGGCCUAAUUUUAAGGUUAAACAUUGUUAGCGUUAUGGAUUCAUUUUAUCCUUCAUGUUCUAUCAUAUUGAUUACCUGAAGUAGAAAUUUUUUUUCAAUCUACUAUACUCAAAUAUUUCUUUUUAAACGAAGUUAUUCAUUUCUGACUUUCCAUCUUCACUCAGUCAUUAACUUAGUAAAUAUUUAUAAAUUCAGUUUUUUAUUUUGAAAAAGGGCUAAAAGUAAUUAAUUCCUCCAAAAACUAGUUUGAACAACAGAACAUUCAAUCACUAUAUGCUAUAAACGUGUACUUAUUACAAAGUAACUAAGUAUGAUCUGAUGCUCCAUAUCGUAUCGCAAUUAUAUUUUAAUCUACCGAGCACGUUAGGUGGUUAAAAAUUUAUUAGUAAGCUGAAUGCUGCAGUAUAUAUACCAAAGUAAAAGAAUUACAUAAAAUAAUUCAUGGUCACUCCCAACGCACACAUGUACUGUCAACUCUUUCAACUUAUUAGUCAUUAUAAGGUGUUCGUAAUUUUCUCAAUAGUUGGCAAUAUAAUUUCCCCUUAAGUUUAACUGGACAGGUCGUGAGGUCGGUAAAAAUUUUAUUAUAUCUGAAUUGAGCAACUGUCGUAACAAAACUGCAAAACAUACAAGUUUAGAAACGUAAUAGGAUGAUCCAGAAAUCCAGUCAAACUAAAAGAUAGCGUUUCAAGCAUGCGAACGCGUUUUAUAUAUGAUACAUUCAAUAAAUGAUUUCACAUUGAAUAUUUGACACAAACAAAAUAUAAGUAAAGAAUAUUGGUGCUUAACGAUUUCUAAUCUUGGAAGAAAACAUGUCAACAUAGAUAAAACUGGUGACCUUGAUGGGUUGGACGUCGUCGAUUCCGUUGCCUCAGCAUCCACAAUAUUGUCACGGCUGAUUAUCACCUUUGUGCAGAGCUUAACUGCAAAAGGUGACAGAAGGUUUCCUUAUAUUAGUAAAUAUUAAAAUCUCAGUCAUGUUUGUCAUCUUUGACUUGAUGGCCAGAGAAGAAUUGAUUAUAUAAGCACUCGACUGGGAUUAUUCCUGAAUGUAUGUUUGAAAAAUUGAAUUACCGGACAUGUAUAAUAGUAAUAAAUAAUCACACAGACGAGCACAAGUUUACAUGAGUACUGAAUUAAUGCAUUCAACAGUAACAUGAUCUGUCAGAUUAAGUUCUCUAAAUGUGUUUACAGGUGUGGGUUUAACAUAUUUGUAUAAAACCCCAUCGUAAUCCAGUGGAACAUUUAUUUAGUUUCAAUUGGUCAUUUUGGUCACUACCAAUGUUUCCGUCACAAUCUUCAUUCGUUUCGUUAUUUGGACUGAGUAACUGUGGUAUUUGUACGAAUUAAUGAUUCCUUUGUACCUCAUUACCCUCUUAUUACGAAUUCAAAAUACAAUGCAUUUGUUUGUGCUCAUCUAGUUCUGUCUAGCGUAAAUUUCACUGUUCCGGGAAUUCCUAGUUAGUACACUGAUUCCAAUACUUCUAAUCAUCACAACAACUUCUACUGUUCUUGAAAAUCCGUCAAUAACUGAAUAAUCACAAGUAAGCGUUAGCUGUUAAGCUCAGGAAAAAGCUUAUUUGUGUUUCUGAAAAAUUCGACGCAACCUUUUUUUCCUUGGCCAAAAAUAACUGCUAGUAUCCAAUAUCUUGGAGACGAGCUUGUAUAGGCCAGUCUAUCACUUUGCGUUUGCUUCUUGUUGUUUCGGUGCAGUUCCAAAUGAUUUCACCAAUUGUUCACAGACUGUAUUUGUUUACGUUCUUUACACCCUAUCGUUUAUUUUCUUCACUAUUUGAUUACUAUGGCAUUUCAUGUUAUGGAAAUUUAAUGAUAUUCAUUGAUCAGUAAUUUGUUGUCUAUUUAUCAUAAUUUGACCUAUUCCACAUGUUAAAGUAUUGAUUAGAAGCUUUAUUUUCUCAUUUUCCUUAUCACUACUAGUACAUCUGCUUUCUUACUAUCAAUUUGUACUUCUACUUUUAUAUUUAAUUGUGUAAUCUACUUCUUUGGGAUCAGUGGCUCAUUAACUACCCUGUCUCAUUUAAUAUUUUUACAUAACGAUACUAAAAUUCAUGGAUAACAGAGUGACGUUUUAUGAAAAUCUUAUUAAAAACGGUACUAUUCACUCGCAUGUAUUCUUCUAUUUUAUAAUCAACAGACUUUAUGUGGGUGACGAAAUAUAACUACCAC